UUUUAACGGUGGGUGUUCAAUCCUCGGUGUUAUGUAUAGUGUGGUCCACUGCAUCUUUGGAUCCGCUCGCGUAUAGGCUCAUAACCUACUGGGCAAUUCGCGUACGCCUCUCGCGCUGGUGUCUGGCGCGUCUUGAAAUACCAUUCCUUGUCCUGGCUUCUCCCCGUAAGUCCGUAACCGCGAAAAGCUUACGCUCUCUUCCGUACGCAGAGACAGAGCUGUUGUGUUUUUCAGACGGAAAAUGGAUUCCACAAACAGCAAUGCUCUGAAAUCGAGCUUUCUAACGAUUGGGGAGUGCCUCUGCGCUGCAUGCAUACCGUUCAUCGCCAUAGUAGAAGCUCUUAUCUUCGCCUUCACCGAUUGCUUCGAGCAACGCCCCCAUAAAUCCAGAAACCGUUUGAAGGAAAUGGCUGAGCUCGCCAAGGACUCCCCAUUCACCGUCAACGAGAUCGAGGCCUUGUAUGAGCUGUUCAAGAAGCUGAGUAGCUCCAUUAUCGACGACGACAGCAUACAUAAGGAAGAACUUCAACUGGCACUAUUCAAGACUCCAUCUGGCGAGAACUUAAUUCUGGAUAGACUUUUUAAUCUUUUUGAUGAAAAGAAAAAUGGUGCUAUAGAAUUUGAUGAGUUUAUCCAUGCACUCAGUGUCUUCCAUCCUUGUGCACCUAUGGAGGAUAAAAUUGACUUUGCAUUUAGGCUGUAUGAUCUGAGUGAAACAGGGUAUAUAGAGCGCGAAGAAGUUAAGCAGAUGGUUAUUGCUAUUUUGAUGGAAUCAGACAUGAAUCUAUCGGAUGAGUUUCUUGACGCCAUCAUUGAUAAGACAUUUGAAGAUGCUGAUACUGACAAGGAUGGUAGAAUCAGCAAAGAGGAAUGGAGAGAUUUUGUUGUUCAAAACCCCUCCCCUUUGAAGAACAUGACUCUUCCUUAUUUGAAGGACAUCUCUACAGUCUUCCCUAGUUUCAUCUUCAACUCUGAGGUUGAUUAUUGAAUAUCAGAAGCCGUGUGGGAAAAGCUUAGGAGCUCCUUGAGAGGGGGAGCGAGCUUUAAAAUUCCAUUGGAUAGCAGAUUGGCCUUUACAGAUGCAUUGAUCCUUGCUACCAGGAAACAUCUAUUGGAAAUAAUGCGCCCACACCUAUCCUCCCGGCAGUCAUGAAUGAAGUGUGGAUUUCGUGAAUUGAAACCGGAGAAGUUCUGAUUGCAUUGAAGGCUUUUGUGCAGCGUACAGUAGACAGGUAAAAUGCUUCUGUUCAUUGUAAAAUGAUGUGCAGAAUGCCUCUAUCGUGAUUCCUUUCAUUGUACAGAGCUUCAUAAGUGAUAAUCAAGCAAUGUUUAGAAUUAUGAUGGCCAGAGAAGUCUUCGGUAUCCUUGAAGAUAUAAAAAAUCUGGGAUCUGGGCUGUUCAUUUGGACGUUUGCCAAUCCCACAUAGGGGUGUCAACAGGCAUGGUAAGGGCCGGGCCAAGCUCUGUCCAAUUCCGCCUGCAUUGUUUAACAUAAGCCUAUGAUGGGCCAAAAUAGUCCAGCCCAAGUCCAGCCCAUAGAGAGACGCAGACCUAUUUAAAGACGAGAUUUCUUGUCAGACUUGUGUCAAGCAUGUUAUGUGCGUCCCCAGGACAUGUCAGCACAUGUUAUUUUGUUGAUUGAAUUAGAAUCUCAUUUGAAUAAAUUGAAUUUCUGUUACUUA
Magnolia sinica is the source of this 1682-nucleotide messenger RNA. Its product is annotated as calcineurin B-like protein 9. The record is from RefSeq and is a predicted model, not a curated record. Bases 242 to 988 code for a protein of 248 amino acids. The transcript is spliced from 9 exons. Gene Ontology annotation, molecular function: kinase binding; calcium ion binding. Gene Ontology annotation, biological process: calcium-mediated signaling. NCBI's taxonomy places the organism in Eukaryota, Viridiplantae, Streptophyta, Magnoliopsida, Magnoliales, Magnoliaceae.